AUGAAGCGCAACGAUUUCCAAAUUGCGGCCUACAACCCCUUUGCCGCUGUGGUACAAUUCCUACGGAAAGAGCUGGGCUGCGUGCCGAGCGAGCCGCUCCACCUCUAUAUCAACGCGUCGUUUGCCCCGUCACCCGACGAGACGCUCGGCAACCUGUUCCGCGCCUACUCCACACAAGACCACCUGAUUGUCAAUUAUAGCACGACGCCUGCCUGGGGCUAG
Malassezia japonica is the source of this 222-nucleotide messenger RNA. It is a transcript of the gene atg12, whose product is annotated as Ubiquitin-like protein. Gene Ontology annotation, biological process: autophagosome assembly; C-terminal protein lipidation; autophagy of mitochondrion. NCBI's taxonomy places the organism in Eukaryota, Fungi, Basidiomycota, Malasseziomycetes, Malasseziales, Malasseziaceae. Bases 1 to 222 code for a protein of 73 amino acids. Gene Ontology annotation, cellular component: cytoplasm; Atg12-Atg5-Atg16 complex; phagophore assembly site membrane. The transcript has 4 exons. The record is from RefSeq and is a predicted model, not a curated record.